Toxotes jaculatrix (banded archerfish) is the source of this 3679-nucleotide messenger RNA. RefSeq lists its product as uncharacterized. Lineage: Eukaryota; Metazoa; Chordata; Actinopteri; Toxotidae. The record is from RefSeq and is a predicted model, not a curated record. Bases 84 to 2603 code for a protein of 839 amino acids. The transcript has 7 exons.
AACUGAAACCUGAUCCACGUUCAGAGCUGCAGCAGUUUCUCGGUGUGAAGCUGAACCAGCUGCUUCCUGCCUGUUGGGGCAGCAUGGCUCCUCACUCAGCGCAGCCUGCCGGAAAUUCAGCAGCAGAAGAAGAAAAUCAGCCUGAAGAUGAAGCGGAGCUGAGCUCGGUUUGCAGCGGGAGAACUGAUCCAGGUUUCAGCUGCUCUGUUACCGUGGAGACCGCUGUCGUCUCGGAGGAGGAAGCUGAUGCUGCCAUGGCGAACAGGGCGGAGCUCCACACCUCAGACCACACCUCCUCUCCUGAAGAAGAGCUGAGGAAGCCCGCGGGCCGCCCCUCCCGCUGCCGAACCACCGCCAGCGCAGGGAGGCGGAGCCAGAGAGGGAAAAAGCGGGGCCCUGCGGACAAGAGGCGGGGCCCAGGUGAUAGGAGGCGUGGUCCGAAGGAGAAGAGGCGGGGUCAGGAGGAGAAGAAGGAGGGCGUGACGGUGAAGAGGAUGUGGCGCGGCGGGAAGCGACAGUACUGCGUGUUCUGUCGGCGACCGCAGGUGAAGAUCGCUCGCCACCUGCUGAGGAAGCACGCCGACCAACAGGAAGUGAUGGCUGCCAGCACGCUGCCCACAGGCUCCAAACAACGCCACCUGCUGCUGGAGCACCUGCGCUGCAGAGGCAACUACCUGCACAACAUCGAGGUGAUCAGACAGGGCAGCGGUGAGAUCGUCCCGUGUCGUCAGCCCUCGGAGGACGUCGAUGCGAGGAACUACCUGCCGUGCCCGCUCUGCCUCGGCUUCUUCCUGCGCUCUGAUCUCUGGAAGCAUCAGGCGUCCUGUCGGAAGAAACUGGCCUCUGAUGUCUCCAAAGACUCUGUGUCCACAGCAGAGACCAGCUCUGAGUCCAUGAAGGACACAGCCUCUGACUCCACAGUCUGUGCUCGAGCAGACGUCAGGACCUCCAGCUCCACGGAGGACGCACCAUGUGACCGCUCAGGAGGCACAGACCCAACAGACCAGACUGGGACUAAAAGACCCAUAACCUCUGAACCAAGUGGGGAUCAGAACUUGACCUCUGACCCCGGAGAAGACCGCCCCAGGAAGCGCAGCAGGGUCCAGGCUGCAGCGUCUCGCCUCCUUCCAAUAUCCAGUGGAGCAUCUGAGAGCUGCAGCGAAGUCCUGCACCGCAUGAACCAGGACCACAUCUCACAUCAGGUCAAAUCUGAUUGGUUGAUCUGUAAAUAUGGAAACAAGUUGAUGGGGAACCAAGAUGGCGGCCAGAAGAGGUACGAUUACGUCAGUCAGAAACUGAGGGAGCUCGGGAGGUUCCUCCUCGCCGCUAAAUGUCUGGACUCUGGUGUCCAGACUCUGCAGGACGUUCUGGCUCCAGGUCGUCUCAGCCUGGUGCUGGCAGCUGCCAGAAAGGCAUCCAGGUACCGGUGGACCCGUCCUCCGCUGGCGGUGAAGACGACUCUGAAGACAGUUUGUGAGAUCGCCAUCGGAGAGAGUCUGCAGGACGGAGACUGGGAGGCUGCAGCCAAAACCACCGACUUCUACCACAUGCUGGGAAGAGAGUGGGACAACCUGGGACAGCUGAACCCUGACCCUGACACAGCUGCAGAAGGAUCGAAGCUGAAGAAACGACUCGUCCAACCACAGAAGAAGAAACGUAAAGAUCCAGAUCAAGAUCCUGAACCAAGACCAGAGGUUCAGUCAAAGAGCAGUAACCGACCUGUGACCUCCAUGAUCCCACCAGAGUCCAGACUGCAGACUCUGAUUGCAGUCCCUGUGGCUCCUAAGAAGGUCCGACGUCGUCCAUGGUCCUCUGCAGAGAAGGAGGCGGUCUGGAGACAGCUGGGAGUCCACGUGCUGGUCCAGUCAGUACCAGGGAAGGAGGUUUGUCAACGCUGUCUGGACCUGGAGCCUGUCCUCAGAGGGCGACACUGGAAGGACAUCAAGAACCAGGUCCACAACCAAAUCCAGAGCCAGAAGAAGCAGCAGUUUCAUGCCCAGAUGGACCAGGAACAACAAGAGCAAAUCCAAAACCAGAAGCAGCAGCAGCACUACCAGGUCCAAAUGGACCAACAGGGCAAGGACCAGACCCAGAACCAGAAGAAACAGCACUACCAUAUCCAGAUGGACCACCAGGACCAGGACAACUUUCAGAAUCCUAAAAAACAGCAGUACCAUUCCCAGCUGGACAACCAGGACCUACAAAUUCACAAAAAGCAAGUGUGCCAUGUGAGACUGGACCAGCAGGACCAUGUUCAAGUCCAUAAGAAGCAGCUGUACCAAAUGGACCAGGAAACCCAGGGACUACAGACCACGCUGGACCAGGACACGUCUCUACUGACGGUCUCACAUUAUGGACCUGAUGGGUCUCAUCACGUCCCAGGACACUCAGUAGUGGAGCGGGAACCCAUCAUCAGUCCAUAUCCACUUCCACACAGGACCACGGGACCUCACAUGGACCAGCUGCUGUCCAGAACGGAGUGGACAGACGAGUCUCUGGCCCAGAACUACCCAGUCAGCCGGCAGCUGGCCAGGAACCUGCUCCAGGACUCACCCCCUGGAGGACCACUGUCCAAUCCACACUCUGGACACGUCCACUUCUGAUGGACAGGCCCACAGGGGUCCUGAGACCUGAAGACUGGUUUAGAUCAGGAAACAAAGUGAAACUCCGUUAUAACUGAGACUGUCCCUGAACUUUCAUUUCAAAAUAAAAGACCCUCUCCUUUACAGGAAGUUAUUGUGUGUAACCUGUGGCGUCCUGUUGAACUGGACGAGUCCAGAUCAGGUUUUUGGGAUCAGAUCCAAAUUCUUUAAUACUGUGUAUUUGUUAACACCAAGUCCAGUCCAACACGUACACACACACACACACACAAACACAGCUCUGGACUCUGACCGAAGACGUCCGUCACAUCAAAGCUGCUGAAACCACAGGAAGUCUCUGAUUGGUGGAUCAGUUGAGGAACAAACAAACCCAGAGAACUCAGAGGCGGAUCCAGAAACACAGAAACCAUCAUGUGACACUGACCCAGUAAAAUGAGUGUAAAUGUUUAUUAAAGAUCCCAGUGAACACACACAGUGUCUGACAUGUUCUGUUUGUAGAACUCAGUGGAACCUAGAACUUAAAGGUUCUCACAGGUUCUGUGGUGGAAAACAGUCUGAAGAAGAAGGAACAGAGUUAAUGUCUCAGCAGGACGUCCUGCUGCUGCUGCUCGUCGUUAAGAUAAAUGCUGCUGUUCCUCUGAGUCUCUGUCAGAGAUUAACUACAUUCUUUCCGACUUUCCCAUCAUGCAUCACUGCAGAGUGAAGUUCUCAUUGAUUUCAUGUUGAAGUAAAACUCAGUUUCCAGCUCAGCCUGAUGGACAGGUCUGUCCACCAGCGACCUGUGUGAUGUCAUCACUCACAGGAACAACAGUGUGAACUGAUGAUGGCGUCUGAUGAGGCGUUUCCUGUGAACAAGCCCACAUCUGUCCUCUGUCUCUGCGCCAUGUUUACAGGUGUGUGUGUGGGACAGUGUCCCUGUCCAGUGUCCUCCACAGUGUCACAGUGUCACACAGUCACAUGACUGAGUAAUCCUAGCUGUCUGUGAAGGUCUCUCUGCCUCAGCUCCCUCUCUCUCUGAUGUCACUGAUGCUGCGCAGUGAAGGAUCCAGCUGAGGCUUCAUGGCCCCGCCCCCUUCUCC